Molecule: messenger RNA, 12462 nt
Organism: Pristis pectinata (smalltooth sawfish)
Lineage: Eukaryota; Metazoa; Chordata; Chondrichthyes; Rhinopristiformes; Pristidae
Gene: prg4b
Product: proteoglycan 4b
Exons: 12
Coding region: 1-12462 (4153 amino acids)
Source: RefSeq, a predicted model, not a curated record
AUGGCCAGUCCUCAAAAUCUCAUCACAUGGCGAACAAUUCUUUUAAUUGUAUCAUCGUCUAGCUUGCUAAAAGUGAUCUCAACUCAAGACAGCUGUAGAGGAAGAUGUGCUUCUCAGUACGGUCGAGGCCACGAUUGCAACUGUGACAGCGAAUGUCUUCGUUAUGGCGAAUGUUGCAAAGAUUACAGAGCUCUCUGUACAUCAGAAACCUCCUGUUCUGGACGCUGCUUUGAGCAACAUGAACGCGGGCAGCAAUGUCAGUGUGAUCCUGACUGCAUGAAAUACGGUGACUGCUGCUCUGAUUUUGUUGCAAACUGUGGAAGAGAUAGCCGGAAAAGUCCCAUGUUCAUACCAACAACAAGAUCAAGUUUACUGUUCACUAGCUCCACAAGAAAACCAACAGCAGAGCAACCCAAGAUCAUCAGCGAUACAUUGUACCCACAAGCUUCUGCCAGCUAUUUGGAUGAUGAAGUGAAAAUCACAGAAGAACCUAUGAAGCUAAAAAAUGGAAGUGCUAAAGCAAUUGAAGGAUCGACCGUCAUAAAUCCCAUAAGAAUUGAAAUUGAAAAAGAUUAUUCUAAAAUCUUGGAUAAAGUAAUAACAACUAGUUCUCCCGCAGAUACUUCCACGGACUCUAAAACCUUGGAUAAUGGAAUGACAACACCUUCUGUUUCAGAAGAUAGGACCAUCGAUUCUAAGAUGUUGGUGAAAAUCAUGACAACAUCUGCUCUUCCUGAAGAUGGGACCAUGGAUUCUAAAACCUUGGAUAACAGAAUGACAACGUAUGAUGUUCCUGAAGAUAGGUCCACAGAUCCCAAAGUCCUGCACAAAAGAAUGAAAACAACUACUGUUCCUGAGGAUGCUGCCACAAAUUCAAAAAUUCUGUAUAAAGAGAUGACAACAACAGCUAUUCCUGAAGAUGGAACCUCAGAUUCUGUGUCUUUGCAUAAAGGAAUGACCACACCCUCUAGUGCAGAAGUUACUUCCACAGAACCUAAAAUCUCAGACACACAAAUAACAACACACACUGCCCCAGAAAAGGCUUCCUCAGUUCUUGAUUUCUUGGAAAGAGGAAUGACAACGUUUCCCACUCCUGAAGACAGGUCCAAUGGUUCUAAAACCCCAGAUAAAGAAAUAACAACUGUUCCUGAAAGUGAUUCCCUCAAUUCAAAAACUCCAAACAAUGGGAUAACGGUGCCCUCAGUUAGUGAAGAUGUUUCCGACAGCUCUAAACCCCUAGAUAACAGAAUGACAACUCCCGCUGUUCCUGCAGAUUAUUCCACAAAUUCUGAAACCAUGGAUAAAGGAUUGACAACAUCCUUUAUCCCACAAGAUGCUUCCCCACAUUCUGAAAUCUUGGACAGGGGAACGACAACAAACACGGACCCUGAGGAGGUUACUGCUGGUCCUAGAAUACUGGAGAGUGGAAUGACACCUUCUGCUCUUCCUGCAGCUGCUCCUACAUAUGCUAGAAUCUCGGAUAAGGGAAUGACAUCGCUCUCUGUUCCGGUAGGUGAGACCAUAGCAUCUAAAAUCUUGCAUAAAAUAAUGACAUCUUCCCCAUUUCCUGAGGAUAGGACUAGCAAUCCUGAAAUCUUGGAUAAAGUAGCGGCAACAGCCUCUAUCCCUAAGGAUAGGACCAGGGAUUCUAAAAUCCUAGGUAAUAUAAUGAUAACACCCUCUAUUCCUGAGGAUGGGACCAAGCACAUUAAAAUCUUAGGAGAAAGGUUGACUACAUCCUUUGCUAAUUCAGAUAGUUUCAGAGAUUCUGAACACUUGGAUAAAGAAAUGACCACAUCUUCUGUACUUGAAGAUGGGAAGAUGCAUUCUAAAACUUGGGAUAACAUAAUGACAACGUUAAGUGGUUCUGAAGGUAGAUCCACAGAUCGUAAAACAUUGGGUGAAAUAAUGAAAACAACCACUCUUCCUGAUGAUGCAUCCAUAAAUUCAAAACUCUUGGAUCAGGGAAUAACAAAAUCAGUUAUUCCUGAAAAUGGGACCACAGGUUCUAUGUUUUUUGAUAAAAGAAUGACCACAGCCUCUUAUGAUAAAGUUGCUUCCACAGAACCUAAAAUCACUAUACAUGCUGCCACAGCAGAGGCUUCCUCAGUUCCUGGAAGAAUGAAAACACUCCCCACUCCUGAUUCUAAAAUCCUGAGUAAGGAAGUGACAACCACUGUUCCUGAAAAUGAUUCCCUCAAUUCAAAAAUCUCAAACCAUGGCAUAACAGUGCCCUCAGUUAGUGAAGAUGUUUCCAAUAGUUCUAAACCCCUAGAUAAUAGAAUGACAACUCCCUCUGUUCCUGCAGAUUAUUCCACAAAUUCUGAAAUCAUGGAUAAAGGAUUGACAACAUCUUUUAUCCCACAAGAUGCUUCCCCACAUUCUGAAAUCUUGGACAGGCGAACGACAACAAACACGGACCCUGAGGAGGUUACUGCUGGUCCUAGAAUACUGGAGAGUGGAAUGACACCUUCUGCUCUUCCUGCAGCUGCUUCUACAUAUGCUAGUAUCUCGGAUAAGGGAAUGACAUCGCUCUCUGUUCCAGAAGGUCAGACCACAGCAUCUAAAAUCUUGCAUAAAAUAAUGACAUCUUCCCCAUUAUCUGAGGAUAGGACUAGGGAUCCUGAAACCUUGGAUAAAGUAGUGAUGACACCCUCUGUUCCUGAGGAUGGGACCAGGGAGGUGAAAAGUUUAGAUGAAGGAUUGACAACACAUUACGCUCAUAAAGAUAGUUUCACAGAUGCUAAAAUCUUCAAUACAAGAAUGGCCACAUCUUCUGUUCUUGAUGGUGGGAAUAUGUAUUCUAAAGCCUUGGUUAGCAAAGCGACAACCUCUAGUGUUCCUAAAGGUGAGUUAAUGGAUUAUAACAUCCUGGACACAGGAAUGCCAACACACACUGUCCCUGAGGAGGCUUCCAUGGGUUCUAAUAUAUUGGAUAAUAGAAUGACAACUUCCUUUGUUCCUGUAGAUGCUUCUACAAAUUCAAGAAUGUCAAAUAAUGGAAUGACAUCAUUCCCUGUUAUGACAGGUGAGGCGACUGAUUCUGAAAUCCUGUAUCAAAUGAUAACAACUUCCCCUUUUCCUGAAGAUAGGAUCACAUAUUCCAAAAUCUUGGAUCAGAAAUUUCCAACACAAUUUUCUGAAAAUGCUUCCAUCGAUUUAAAAAUUUUGGAUACUGAAAUGACAACUCGUUCUGUUCCUGAAAAUGGGAUCAUGGAAUCUGAAAUCUUAUAUAAAGGAAUGUCAACUACUCCUACUCCAGGAGAGAUGACAACAGAUUUGAGAAUGCUGCAUAAAUUAACGUCAUGGUCCAAAGUUCCUGAAACUGAGAGAACAAAUUCUAAAACAAUUGCUCAAGAUGGGAUUGUGGAUUUUAAAACCUUGGACACAGGAAUGACAUCGCACAUUGUCCCAGAAAGGUCUUCUUCAGAUCCUGGUAAACUAAGCAAAGGAAUGACAACAAGCUCCAUUCCCAAAGAUGCAACCAGUGAAUCUAUAAUCCUAGAUAAAGGGAUAACAACCACUGUUCAUGCAAGUGAUUCCAUGGAUUCAAAAAUCCUGAACGAUGGGAUGACAAUGCUCUCAAUUACUGAAGAUGUUUCCAUGAGUUCUAAAAUCUUGGAUAGUAGAAUGAAGACUCCCUCCAUUCCCACUGAUACCUCUGCAGUUUCUAAAGUUCUGGAUAAAGGAAGGACAAUAGCUUUUAUCCCACAGGAUAAUUCCACAGAAUCUAAAAUCUUAGACACAGGCAUGAAAAUUCACACUGCCCAUGAAGAAGCAUCCAUGCACCCUGAUAUAUCCAAGAGUGGAAUGACAACUUUCUCUGUUCAUGUAGAUGUUUCUACCGAUUCUGGAAUCUUGGGUAAUGGAAUAACAAUACUCCCGGUUCCAGCAGAUGAGACCAUAAAUUCAAAAAUCCAGUCAAAAGUAAUGAUAACAUCUCCUUUUUCUGAAGAUGCUUCCACAAAAUCUAAAUUCUCAGAUCAAGGAAUAACAUCACCUUCUAUUCCUAAGGAUGGGAUCAUGGAUAAAGGAAUAACGAUUCCCUUUUUUCCUGUGGAUGGGGUAACAGAUUCUAAACUUUUGGAUAAAAAAUUGGGAACACUCAAUGCUUCUGCAGAUGCUUCUACAGAUUCAAAAAUAUUGGAUAAUGCAAUGACAAUUUCCUCCCUUCCUGAAGAAGGGACCAAGGAUUCCAAAAUCUUGGAUAAUGCAUUGAUAACAUCAGCUUUUCCUGAAGGUGGUACAAUAGAUUCUAAAAUCUUGAAUAACAGGACAUCAACAUACAGUGAUCCUGAAGGUAGGUUUACAUAUCCUAAAAUCACGGAUAAAGGAAUAAAAACAACCACUCUUCCUGAAGUGGCUUCCACAAAUUCAAAAAUCUUGAUUAAAGAAAUAACGUCACCUGUUCCUUUAGAUGACACCCUGGAUUCCUUAUUUUUGGAUAAAGGGAUGACAACAGCCCCUGUUGCAGACGUUGCUUCCCGAGAAACCAAACCCACAGAUACACGAGUAACACACGUUGCUUUAAAAGAGGCUUCCUCAGUUCCUAGUAUAUUGGAUAAAGGAAUGACAACACUUUCUGCUCCUGAAGAUAUGGCCAAUCAUUCUAAAAUCCUGGAAAAAGCAACCACCAUUGCUUCUGAAAAUAAUUCCAUGGACUCAAAAAUCCUGAACAAUGGAAUAACAAUGCAAUCAGUUGCUGAAGAUCCUUCCGUUAGUUCUAACAAAAUUAUAACUCCUUCUGUUCCUGCAGAUUAUUCUGAAGAUUCUAAAAUUGUGGAUAAUAGAAUGACAACUCCUUCUGUUCCUCAAGCUACGACCAUGGAUUCAAAAAUGUUGUUGAAAAUAACGACAAUGUCUGCUGUUACUGUUGAUAGAAUGGCAGACUCUAAAAUUACCAACAUUGUGAUCAGACCGUCAUCUAUUCCCAAAGAUGGAACCACUGAUUCUAAAAUCCUGGAUACAGUAUUGACAACAUUAUCUGUUCCUGAGGAUGGGACAAGGGAUUCUGAAGGAUUCACAACGCCCUUUGCUAAUGAAGGUAGUUCCAUAGAUUCUAAACUCUUGGAAACAGGAAUGACUACAUCUUCUGUUCUUCAAGAUGGGAAGAUGGAUUCUAAAAUCUUAGAUAACUUAACGACAACAUCCAGUGUUUUUGAAAGUGGGUCCACAGAACCCAAAAUCUUGGAUGAAGGAAUGAAAAUGACCACUGUUCCUGAAAAUGAUUUCAUGGAUUCAGAAAUCAAGAGCAACAGGGCAACAAUGCCCUCGAUCACCAGAAGUAUUUCCUCAAGUUCCAAAAUAACAUCAACAGAUGUUGUUCCUGAAGAUGGCACCACUGAUUUUAUAUUUUUGGAUAAAAGAACGCCAACGGCCUCAAGCGCAGAAGUUGUUUCCACAGAACCUAAAACUUCAAACACAGGAAUAACAACACACAUUACUCCAGAUGAAACAUCCUCAGUUCCAAGUGUAUUUGACAAAGAAAUGACAACAUUCUCUGUUCCUGAUGAUAGGACUAAUGAUUCUAAAAUCCUGGAUAAAGAAACAGCAACCAGUAUUCCUGAAGAUGAUUCUGUGGAUUCAAAACUCCAAAACAAUGGGAUGAUAAUGCCCUCAGUUACUGAGGACAUUUCUACAAGUUCUAAAAUCUUGGGUGGCAAAAUGGUAAAUUCCUCUAUUCUGUUUGAUAUGACCACAGAAUCUAAUAUCUUGGAUAAAAUUAUGACAGCAACCUUUAUCCCACAAGAUACUCCCAGGGAAACAAAAAUCUUGGAGGCAGAAAUGACAACACACACUUUCCUUGAAGAGGUUUCCAUGGGUUCUAGCAAAUUAGCUGAUGGAAGAACAACUCCCUCUGUUCCUGUAGUUACUACUACAGAUUCAAAAACUUUGCAUAACAAAAUCAUCACAUCCUCUGUUCCAGAAGUUGAAACCACAGAUUCGAAAACAUUUCGUCAAAUAAUGUCAUUGUCCUUAUUUCCCGAAAAUGCAAACAUGGAUAAUAGAACAGCAACUCCCACUAUUAUUGCUGAUGCUGCCACAGAUUCAGAAAUCUUGGAUAAAGCCAAGAUAACUCUGUUUGUCCCUGAAGGUGAGACCGUGGAUUCUAAAAUGUUAGAUAGAGGAAUAACAACCACAGUUCCUGAAGAUGGAGCCACUGAUCCAAAAAUCUUGAUUAAAGAAAUAACAACGUCACUUGUUCCUCAAGAAAGGAUAACAUAUUCUAAAAUCUUGAACAAUAUAUCAACAGACACAAUUCCUGAAGACGAUACUACAAAUUCAUUAUUCUUGGAUAAAGGAAUGACUGCAGCCUUUACCACAGAAGUUGUUUCCAUAGAACCCAAACUCUCAGACAGGGGAAUAACAACACCCACUGUCCCAGAAGAGGCUUCCCCAGUUCCUACUACAUUGGAUAAAGGAACAACAGCAUUUUCUGUUCCUGAACAUAGAACUGAUGAUUCCAAAAUGCCAGAAAGCAAUUCUGUGGAUUCAAAAAUCUGGAAUAAUGGGAAUACGAUGCCCUCAGUUACAGAGGACAUUUCCACGGGUUCUAAAAUCUUGGAUAACAAAAUGACAGCUUCCUCUGUUCCUGUAGUGGUGACCACAGAUUCUAAAAUCUUGGGUAAAACAAUGACUUCAGUCUUUACCAGAGAAGAUGCUUCCAUGGAAUCUAAAACAUUUGAGACAGGAUUGACAACACACACCGUCUAUGAUAAGACUUCUGGAAGUUCUAAUACACUGAUUAAUGGAAUAACAACUUCCUCUGUUCCUGAAGAUGCUUCUACAGAUUCACAGACCUUAGAUAACAGAAUCAUCACAUCCUCUGUUCCAGAAGGUGAAACCACAGAUUCUAAAACAUUUCAUCCAAUAAUCACAUCAUUUCCUGAAGAUGUAAGUAUGGCAUCCACAUUCUUGACUAAUAGAACAGCAACUCCUACUGAUCCUGAAGAUGGAUUCCUAGAUGCUAAAAUUUUAGGUAAAGAAAUAACAACAACUUCUGUUCCUGAUAAUGGGACCAUGAAUAAAGGAAUAACGAAAGCCCCUUUUACUGAAGGUGAUAUCACAGGUUCUAAUACCUUGGGUAAAAUAUUGUCAAUGCCCAUUAUUGUUAGAGAUGCUUCCAAUGAUUCUGAAAUCUUGGAUAAUGCAUGGACAACUCCUUCUGUUUCUGACGAUGGGACCACCGAUUCUACAAUCUUGGAUAGAGGAAUAAUAACCACGGUUCCUGAAGAUGAUUCCACUAAUUCUAAAGUAGUGGUUAAAGUAAUAACAACAUCACCUAUUCUUCAAGAUACAAUAAUGCCUUCUAAAAUCCCAUGUAAAAUAAUGUUAACGGACACUGUUCCUGAAAAUCGUACCAUGGAUUCCAUAUUCUUGGAUAAGGGAAUGACUACAGCUUUUAUGACAGAAGAUGCUUCCACAGAACUUAAGAUGUUGGCUGGAGGAAAGACAACACAGAUUCUCCCAGAAGAAGCUUCCUUAAAUCCUGGUAGAUUGGAAAAAGGAAUGGAAAGUCUCUCCACUCCUGAAGAUACCACUAAUGGUUCUAAAAUCCAAUAUAAAGUACCAACAACUGGUACUCUUGCGGAUGAUUCCAUGGAUUCAGAAAUCCAGAACAAUGGUGCGACAAUGCCUUUGGUUACUGAGGAUGUUUCUACGAAUUCUCAAAUCUUGGAUAAACAAAUAACAACUUCUUUUGUUCCUGCAGAUGUGAACACUGAUUUUAAAAUCUUGGAUAAAAUGAUGGCAACAAUCUCUAUCACAGAGGAUAUUUCCACAGAAUCAAAAAUCUUGGAUAAAGCAAUGACAAAUUCUUCUGUUGCUGAAGAUGGGAUCAUGGAUUCCAAAAUCUUGGAUAAAGGAAUAACAAGUGUUCCCAAAGAUGAUUCCACUGAUCCAAAAAUCUUGGCUAAAGGAAUAACAACACCACCUAUACCUCAAGAUAGUACAACGUAUUCUAAAAUCCUGAAUAAAAUAAUGUCAAUAAACACUAUUCCUGAAGGUGAUAUUGUUGAAAAAGAGAUGUCAUUAUCCUCUGUUGCAAUAGCUGCUUCCAUAGAACCUAAAACCUCUGACACGAGAAUAACAACAGGCUCAGCUACAACAAAGGUUUCCUCAGUUCCAAGUAUACUUGACACAGAAAUGACAACACUCUCCAUUCCUGAAGAUCAGACCAAUGAUUCUAAAAUCCUGGAUAAAGUGACAACCACUAUUCAUGAAUACAAUGCUAUGGCUUCAAAAAAUCUAAACAAUGGGAUAACAAGGCCCUCUGCUGCUGAGGAUAUUUCUGAAAUCUCAGAUAUCAGAAUGACUACUUCCUCUGGUCUUGUAGAUGUGAACUCAGAUUUCAAAAUCUUUGAUAAAACAACAUUUAUCCCACAAGUUGCUCCCAGAGAAACAAAAACCAUGGGGGCAGAAAUGACAACACACACUUUCCUUGAAGAGGCUUCCAUGGGUUCUAGCAAAUCAGUUAAUGGAAGGGCGACUCCCUCUGUUUCUGUAGCUGCUUCAACAGAUUCAAAAACCUUGGAUGACAGAAUCAUCACAUCCUCUGUUCCAGAAGGUGAAACCACAGACUCUAAAACCUUUCAUCAAAUAAUAUUAUCCUCAUUUCUUGAAGAUGCAAACAUGGAUAACAGAACAGCAACUCCCACUGAUCCUGAAAAUGGAUUCGUGGAUUCCAAAGUCUUUGAGAAAGGAUUAACAACCUCUUCUGAUCCUGAUAAUGGGACCAUGAGUAAAGGAAUAACGACUGCUCCUUUUCCCGAAAUUGGGAUUACAGAUUCUAAUGUCUUGGGUAAUAAACCGGGAACUUCCAUUAUUGCUGGAGAUGCUUCCACAGGUUCAGAAAUCUUGGAUAAUGCAAGGAUAACUUUGUCUGUUCCUGAAGGUGGGACCAUGGAUUCCAAAAUCUUAGAUGAAGGAAUAACAACCACAGUUCCUCAAGAUUAUUCCACUGAUCCAAAAAUCUUGAACAAACAACCGAUAGUUCCCUUAGUUCAUAAAGACGCUUCCGCAGAUUCUACAAUCUUGGAUAAAGGUAAAAUAUCAACCAUUGUUCCUGUACACGAAUCCACAGAUCCUAAAAUCAUGCAUACAGGAAUAACAAUGUCCCCAGUUCCUGAAAAGCAGACUGCAGAUUCUAAAAUCUUGGACAAAGAGAUGUCAAGAUCUCCUCUUGUUACCAAAGAGGUGACGAGAGAUUCUAAAGGCUUGCUUAAAGUUGUUCCUCAAGAUGGAAUUGCAGAUUUGCAAACCUUGGAUACAACAUACAUCACCCCAAAAGAGACUUCCUCAUAUUCUAAUAUUUUGGAUAAAAGUACCAGACUCUCUGUUUCUGAAAAUGAUCCCACAGGUUCAGAACUCUUGAACAAACAAACAACAAUGUCCUCAGUUCCUGAAGGUGUUUCCAACGAUUUUAAAAUCUUGGAUAAAGGAGUAACAACUCCCUCUGUUCUUGAAAAUGCUUCUGUAGAUUCAGAAACCUCUGACAAUAAAACAACAACACCCUACGUUCCAUUUCCUGAUGAUAGGAUUACAGAUUCUCAAGUAUUAGAUGAUGGAUUGACAGCACCCCUCAGUCGUGAAGGUAGUUUCAUAGAUUCUACAUCCUUGGAUACAGAAAUAACAUCUUUUGUUUCUGAAGAUGGGACCAUGCAUUCUGUCCAUGAAGAUGUUUCCAUUGCAACUAAAAUCCUCGAUACAGGAAUAACAACAUACAUUAUCCCAAAAGAGCCUUCCAUAAACCCUGAUGUACUGAACAAAGGAACAAUAACCACUGUUCCUGAAGAUGUUUCUAUUGUUACAAAUGUUACUGAGGAUAUUUCCACAUUUUCCAAAACCUUGGAUAACAGAAUGACACCUCCCUCUGUUCCUGACCUUUCAUCCAUCAAUUAUAAAACCUUGGAUAAAGGAAUGACAACAUCUUUUCACAAAGUCUUGCCUAAUAGAAUGACAACACCUCCCAUUUCUGAAGAUGGAACCACAGAUUCCAAAAUGGUUAACAGGAUGACAGUGCCUGCUAUUCCUGUGGAUAAGGUUAUGCAUUCUAAAAUCUUGGAUAAAGGAAUAACAAGACCCUUUGUCCUUGCAGGUAGCAUCACAAAUUCCAAAAUACUGCAUAAAUUAAUGACAACAGCCUCCAUUCCUAACUCUGUUCCCACAGAAUCUAAAACCUUGGGCAAAGGAGUGACAGCAUCCUCUAUUAACAAAGGUAGCCCCACAGAUUCUAUAGCCUUGAAUAAAGGAGUGACAGCGCACUCUAUUCCUACCAAUGGUUUUUCAAAUACUAAACUCUUGGAUAAAGGAACUGUAGUGUAUCCUGUCACUAAGUAUAGAACCAUCGAGUCUAAAAUCUUAGACAACAGGGUGACAGCUUCUUCUAGUAACAGGGAUAGCUCCACAAAUUCUAAAAUCUUGGGUAAAGGAACAGCAGCACACUCUGCUCCUGAAGAUGGUUCUAAAGUCUUGGAUAACAUGGUAACAAUUUCCUCCAUUCCUAUAUUUAGAUUCACAGAUCACAAUAUCUUGGACAAAGAGUUAACUACAGCCUCUGUUACUGAAGAUGGCACCAAAGGAGGAAUGGCAAUGUUCACAGUUCAUGAAGAUGGUUCCUCAUAUUCUAAAUAUUUGGAGAAGGAAGAAAUAACAAAAACAAUUAAUCCUGAAGGAUCAAAAAACAUAAAUUCUAAAAUUUUGCAUUCCUUUGCUCCAAACAGUACUAUCAUUCCUGACAACCCAGAUUAUGCAGAAUCAAUACAAACCAUUCAUCCUAAAAAAGCUGUAACUAUGCUCCCAAACAUGGACAAUGAAAGAAUAACAAAUCCUGCGGUUCCUAGAGAUGGGACUACAGAUUCUAAAAUUGAAAAUGAAGGAAUGUCAAUGUCCACCAUUCAGAAAGGUGGCUCCGUUGGUUCAUACUCCAUGAACAAAAAAAUACGCAUUCCUCCUGAUCAUGGCACCAUGUAUUUGGAAAAUCUGAAUAAAGGAAGACCAGCUUCCACUGUGGCUGAAAGUGAGACCAUGGAAUCUAAAACCAUAAAACCCAUAUUUUCAAAAAAGCCUGCAAUCAUUGAUCUAAAAAAUUCACACCUUCCUCGAAAUCGAGUUAUUACUUUGGAUACAGGGAAUUUAGAUCACAAAAUAACCAUACGGUCCAUUCUUACUGCAAAAGCAGUAACAAUGUUCCCAAAGGUAAACAAAGAAGGAGGCACUAUUCCAGAAGAUGACCCCAAAAACUCUAAGUUCUUGGAUAAAGAAAGAAUGAUAAUUCCCACUUUUAAACAAAGUAACCUUCAUCUUAACGGCUUCCAUAUUAUGGGACAAAUACAGCAUACUAUUCCUCAGAAAACUCCUAUCAUUGGUUCAAACUUAAACAAAGAGAGAAUAUCACAACCCACUGUACUUGCGAGACCUGUAGACACAAAUCCAAUAUUGGAAAACAUGGAAUUUGUACGGGUAAAUAUCUUGCAAAAACUAGUAACUGUGGAACCUAUUAACUUAGAUUUAGAAGUAAAGACCAGUACAGAAGGAUCAAUUGCCACAGAUUCAAACUUAAAAAGAAAAAAUGUAAAGCCCAAUGUUCCCGUUAAACACAAGGUCACUAGCUCUGGUGAGAGUGAUAACGUGAUAAAGGAACCAACUCAAGAACUGGGAAAUCAGGCAAUUGGGAAAACCCAGUCAUAUGAAGACAGUCUUAAUGAUCCCAAUUUGUGUAAUAAGAAGCCUUCAGAUGCUCUGACAACUGUACAAAAUGGAACCACAUAUAUUUUUAGAGGCCAUUUGUUUUGGACAAUAAGCCAGAAAGGACAAACAUUAGGGCACCCACGUAGGAUCACUGAUGUGUGGGGCAUUCCAUCCCCAAUAGACAUAGUCUUCACAAGGUGCAACUGCAAAGGAAAUACAUAUUUUUUUAAGGGAGAACAUUACUGGCGAUUUCAGAAUGGGGCCAUGGACAGUGGCUAUCCUCGAAAAAUUGCAGAUGGCUUUUCAGGAUUGAGUGGGGAAAUAACAGCUGCUCUUUCAGUAGCUGCAUACCGUAACAGACCCGAAACAGUGUACUUCUUCAAAAGAGGUGGAUUAUACCAGAAAUAUGUAUAUCAAAGACCCAUCACAUCUUGCCCACAAGAACGCACUCAUAGCUACACUUAUCAGGUGGUAAGGCAACGUUACAAGCGGCAAGCAAUGGCGGUCGUACAAAAAAACACGGAACUGCAGAAUAUAGCUCAACUUUCCUCUGAAAUGUCAAUAAGAAAACACUGGCUUGGUUUUCCUAUAAGAGUCACAUCAGCCAUUUCGCUUCCAAAUCCUAGACUUGCAGAAACAUAUGAAUAUUAUGUCUUCUCUCAUGGUAAAUCCUACAAGGUUGAUCCAGUGAACCAGAAAGCUACUUAUAUGAAAAGAAGCAUAACCAAGGACUUGUAUGAAUGCCGUCAGCAAACAUUUGAAAGGAAAAAAUAA